Oncorhynchus keta (chum salmon) is the source of this 1699-nucleotide messenger RNA. RefSeq names its product golgin subfamily A member 6-like protein 22. Lineage: Eukaryota; Metazoa; Chordata; Actinopteri; Salmoniformes; Salmonidae. The record is from RefSeq and is a predicted model, not a curated record. Bases 299 to 1600 code for a protein of 433 amino acids. The transcript has 6 exons.
CAGCAUGAGGCAUGAGAUUCAGAGAUUGAACAGCAGGGAGUUGGCGUUACCUCCGGUCAGAUGUGGUCAACUCAGCUUGGAGCGAGCAAGCAAGCCUCUCGUUAUCACCACGUUAGUUGUUAUGCGUUGACGGGGCAUCACUCUCCCGACCUGUCCUCUUGCAUUUACCAGGCGCGUAGGCUUGGCUCAAAGGGCCAAUCAGCUUUUUAGUCCUUGCUCGCUCGACUUGAGAAUAAGGUCGCGGUAUUAUUCUUUCAAGGUUAUUUCCUUCUCUUUAAGGCCUUUAUAUUCAGAUCCUAUGGGAGUUUUUCUUUUCACGGCGUUGUUUUGGACCUUAAGUGGAGUGGGAUGCCUGCCUCUAUCCUCCUCUCUACAGGUUGGAAAGGUUGCUGACUGUAUUCAGGACUCCCUGAAUAGUAGUGGCGGUGUGCCACAUCCUGGCUGUGACAAACUGAAAACUGAUGAUGCUGUCCACAGGCACCAGGGUCUCCUGAGGGAGCUGCAGGAGCUGGCCCAGGAGGAGAGGGAAAGAGAGAGAGACUAUGGGAGGGAGAAAAAGCGAAAUGAGGAGAACCAGGCUGAGGGAGAGAGGGACAGAGAGAGGAGGGAGGAGGAGGAGCAGAAUGAUGACCAGAAGGACACUGAGAAAGAAGAACUGAGAGAGAAAGAGAUGAAGGCAGAAGGGGUAGAGGAGGAGAAGGUGGAGAUGAAGGACAGAACGAAUAAGGAGAUGAGAGAAGAGCCCAGACUGGAGGAGAAAAGGGGGGAUGAGGAAGAGAACGCGAAGGAGCUGGAGGAGCUCUUCUCAAAGGAGCUAAGGAAGAUAGGAGAGGAGGAAAAAGAGGACAGGGAGCUUGAGGAGCUGCUCAAGGAGCUGAAGAAGAAAAGGUAUGAGUCGGUGAAGGAGAAAGAGCUCCAUAGUGGGUCAGAAGCAGAGGAGGAGAGGAACAAGGAUGAGGGGGAGGAGCAGAAAAAGGGAGAGAAAGAGCAGCGAGAUAUUCUUGAGAUUGUAGAGAGGAAACGCAGCAAGGAGAGGAACAACAACGAGGUGGAGCUGCUGGUGGAGAAAGAGAAGGUGGAGCGGGAGCUCAAGGAGCUGCUGGAGGAACAGGACAGCAAGAAGAACGUGGAGAAGGAGAAAGAGAGGGAGGAAAAACAGGAGGAACUAGCGGAGCUCCUCAAAAAGAUGAAACGUGUGCAAGAGGAGGAGGAGGAGAGAAAAGAGGAGGAGAAGAGAGAAACUGCCGGGGAUGAGGCGAAAGUGGACAAUGAGCGUGAGAAGGAGAGAGAGAUUCGCAAGGAAUUGGAGAAGGUGAAAGCGGGAGAGAGUGAGGAGGUUAAGGAUCCUCAGCAGAAGAGAGUGAUGGAGAAAGCAAGUGAUGAGUCGACACGUCAGUUUGAAAAGGAGAGGAACAGGGACGAUGACGAUGAUGAAGAAGCAGAUGAGGCAGAUGAGGUUGAAAACAAUGAGGAUUGGGAAGAGGAAGAUGAGGAUAAAAAGGAGGAUGUUGAGCAGGAUGAAGGAGAAGAGCUUCUGGAGAUUGAGGCAGAGCUGCGAAAAGUGGCUGCAGAGCUUCGGGAGCUUCACAGGGGUCGUUAAGUUCUAAAUUACACACACACACACACACACACACACACACACACACACACACACACACACACACACACACACACACACACACACACACACACACACACA